Myotis lucifugus (little brown bat) is the source of this 2560-nucleotide messenger RNA. RefSeq names its product leupaxin (gene LPXN). The transcript is spliced from 8 exons. Lineage: Eukaryota; Metazoa; Chordata; Mammalia; Chiroptera; Vespertilionidae. The coding region runs from base 272 to 1411 and encodes 379 amino acids. Gene Ontology annotation, molecular function: actin binding; muscle alpha-actinin binding. The record is from RefSeq and is a predicted model, not a curated record. Gene Ontology annotation, biological process: actin cytoskeleton organization; muscle structure development. Gene Ontology annotation, cellular component: adherens junction; stress fiber; filamentous actin.
ACUACAUUUAACAAAACUGGCAAAGUCACGUUUUUUUCCUGCUAGUAAGCACCAGAUUUCUAAAACGUGUACAAAGUAAUGUGAAAACUUAGUAGUGAGAAAAAGCUCCAUGGAGCUACUAGUACAACCGGCUCCUAAGCUAAUUAAAGGGGAGGGGAGUGGGGGACGGACCCCCUUUUGAAGGCAAGAUCGCGCUGUGGAUUUCCUAAUGGGGAUGUGAUGUAAUACUGGAGAGCCGCGCACGGAGGGAAAGCGAUAGGCUGACAAAGGGAUGCAGAUGCCCGAGUGCGGGAUCAGCCUGCGACGGCAGGGAAGGAUGCUUUAUUGGAGGAAUUGGAACGCUCUACCCUCCAGGACAGUGGUGAAUACUCCAACCCUGCUCCUCUUCCCAAGGAUCAGUAUUCCGGAAAAGAGAGUGCUGAGACUUCAGACAUCCCUUCUGUUCAGGAUGACACAAGCCCCUUGCAGUGACAUCCAAGAGCCAAAUGAAUCACUGCCACAUUCCAAAACCUCAGCAGCUGCUCAGUUGGAUGAGCUCAUGGCCCACCUGUGUGAAAUGCAGGCCAAGGUGGCAGUGAAAGCAGAUGCCAGCAAGAAGUACUUGCCAGACAAGCAGGAUCACAAGGUCUCCCUGGACUCAAUGCUGGGGGGAUUGGAGCAGGAAUUGCAGGACCUUGGGAUUGCCACAGUGCCCAAGGGCCAUUGUGCUUCCUGCCAGAAAUCGAUUGCUGGAAAGGUGAUCCAUGCUCUAGGGCAAGCCUGGCAUCCAGAGCACUUCAUCUGUAGUCACUGCAAACAAGAGAUUGGCUCCAGUCCCUUCUUUGAGCGCAGUGGUUUGGCCUACUGCCCCAAGGACUACCACCAUCUGUUUUCGCCACGCUGUGCUUACUGUGCUGCUCCCAUCCUGGAUAGAGUGCUGACAGCAAUGAACCAAACCUGGCACCCAGAGCACUUCUUCUGCUCUCACUGUGGAGAGGUGUUUGGUGCAGAAGGUUUUCACGAGAAGGACAAGAAACCAUAUUGCCGAAAGGAUUUCUUAGCCAUGUUCUCACCCAAGUGUGGGGGCUGCAACCGCCCGGUGUUGGAAAACUACCUUUCAGCCAUGGACACAGUCUGGCACCCAGAGUGCUUUGUUUGUGGGGACUGCUUCAGCAGUUUCUCCACUGGCUCCUUCUUUGAACUAGAUGGACGUCCAUUCUGCGAGCUCCAUUACCAUCAUCGCCGAGGAACACUCUGCUAUGGGUGUGAGCAGCCCAUCACCGGCCGCUGCAUCAGUGCCAUGGGCCACAAGUUCCAUCCUGAGCACUUCGUCUGUGCUUUCUGCCUGACGCAGUUGUCGAAAGGAAUCUUUAGGGAACAGAAUGGCAAGACCUAUUGUCCACCCUGCUUCAAUAAGCUCUUCCAAAUAUAAUCUCAGCUGAACCCACAGCCCCUCCACAUCCCCUUUAACAUUUAAACCAAGAGAGGAAAGAGUACAUUUGCUGUUACUGACCUUCUGCUCAAUAGGCUUAAGAGAAAGUGAAGGUGAUGAACAAAGAAGGGAAUGUCUAGAUGUUAGGCUUGUAGCCUUAAGUUUCAGAUUUCUAGUCUUAUUUUUUUAAUUGGGUACUUGGAUUUAGAUCUGGAGCCUGCUAGCUAGUGCCUCUGCAAAUAUAUUUUCUACAUGCACACAUUCAUUUCAUAAUUGUUUUUCUCAGAUUUCUUCAUUUUCACCCCUGUGAUGGCCCUGCUCACAUCUAAUCUCCUUUUCAAGUUUCCAUAUUUCCAUGUGACUCAGUUCCCCACAAUCAUGGCUGUGGACUUUAUCCUUGCUGUCAGGAAUCAUGAUAGCACUCUUAAGCUCCUUGCAUCUCCUUUCAGUGUAUUUCUCUUUUUCAAGAGGUAUUAGAUUUUAACUGGACAAAUUUGAGUGCUGACAUAAUUGACAAAGUGGCUUGUGUGUGUGUUUUAAAUAUGUUUUCAUUGAUUUUAGAGUGAGAGGAAGGGAGAGAGAGAGAUACAUCGAAGUGAGAGAGAAACAUCAAUCAUUUGCCUCCCAUAUGCACCCUGACCAGGGAUGGAUCUUGCAACCUGGGUAUGUGCCCUGACCAGGAAUUGAACCUUCGAUCUUUCUGAUGUAUGGGAUGACACUCCAACCAAGUCACACUGGCCAGGGCAAGUGGCUUGUGUUUUGAUGACUCAAUAUCAUGUAGUUUGGUAGAUGAUCCUUCUGCUUCUCAUAUUAAUAAACUAAGCACUUUUGUGCAACUAAUUACAUUUAUAUCGUGCCUCUUGUUUACAUCCAUACAAAAGCAUUUUUUUUAAUUAAAAGGAGGGACUCCUUUUCAAUAACUUUUUAAUUAAUUUGGACCUAUAACAUUUAUUUUAUUUGCACUUAGGUAAUUAAAUCAUCUUAAAAUAUGGCAAAGCCUCUUAAAAUUGUUCUCAUCACUUUGUUUACUAAAGGAGAAAAACUGUAUCUGCACUGGGCACUUGCAAAUCUUUAUUUGCAUAUAAACGCAUGUCUCCAAACUAAAAAAAAAAGUAUAUAUUAAAUAUGUCCAGAUUUCUUGUAUAUCAA